AGCACUUCGCGAGUGAUCUCGAAAGCGAAAGUUGUCUUCGCGAAUACGCAUACACACACACACACACAUAUAUAUGUAUAAAGUAAAUGUGAACGCCAAAACAAAAAAAAAUAGUAAGAGCCACCUACAAGUAAUGUGCAGAAACGGAGCUUAACAUUCUUGCGUUAGAUAAUUUAAAGACCAUAGUAAAUUAGUGAGACAUUUGAUUGAAGUGUUGCCCGAAUGCGGAGGCACAUAUUCCAGCAAAAUAGAGCCCAGCGUGGUGCAACGACUAGAACGACGACGAAGACGACGAUCAGGUGAAGAAGAAAGAGAAAUCACAACGAGUAACGGAUUGUUGAAACGCGUCCGCGAUAAUCUGUUGGAGAACGCGCUUAUCGUUCACCUACACUGGCUGAUUCGAAUACAUCUUCAGGUUUUCACCUAUGUCGUCGCGGCAUUCUUCCACCUGCUGAACCGCCGCCACACGAAUGAUCCAGCCGGAGCCAUGGACGAGCCGCACGCGUCCGCGAGCUCAGAUCCUGGUGGUGGUCAUGAUGGUACUAGCAACAACAAUGAUAAUGACGAAAAAGAUGUGUCAGCAUGUGCUGGAUGUCUCAAUACUAUUGAUGAAGAUGAAUUCAUACAAGCACUUGGUCAAGAGUGGCAUAUUGAUUGCUUUCGGUGCUCAGCAUGUGAUGCACCAUUGUCCUCAUGGUACUUUGAAAAAGAUGGAUUGCUAUUUUGCAAAGAUGAUUACUGGGCAGCCUAUGGUGAGGCAUGCCAAGGCUGUGGUGAUAUCAUCACUGGGCCUGUUAUGUUAGCUGGAGAUCACAAAUUUCAUCCAGAGUGUUUCGCUUGUAAUUCAUGUGGAACUUUCAUUGGCGAUGGUGAAAGUUAUGCUCUUGUGGAGAGAUCUAAGCUUUAUUGUGGAGUUUGUUAUAAACGACAGAUGCAACCACACAGUAAAACAGCCAAUUAUCCAUUUGUCAGAAAACCGCACAGCAUAAGACUGGUAGAGAUCCCUCCAAAUUCCAAUAAUCACGAAAAACAGCGGGGAAUUAGACUGACUCUAGAUAGUACACCAAGUCCAAGAAACUCUGGUGGUGGUUUAUUCCGUAUUUCAGAGUUAUUGAAAAAUGUUCGUGGAAAGAUCUGUAAGCUGGUGACCUCUGUGAUGGAGGUUCUCUUUAGGCUAUGCUGCCACUUCUCUAAUAAUAGGCUCAAUACGUCCAGUGAUCUGAUGUCUCUUCACAUCGGAGAUCGAAUACUCGAAGUUAAUGGCACUCCCGUGAAAGAUCAACCCAUCGAGAGCAUCGAAAAUAUUAUCAGACACUCGGACACACUAUUGCAGCUAACGAUAGAACACGAUCCAGACGCAGUGACACGUCGAACGGCAUUUUCAACUGCUCACUCAUCGAUAAUACCGCGUACAUCGAGUCCAAGAACGAGUCCUGACGGCAAAGACAGACUGUUCAAAAGACGCGACGAGGGUUACAUCAACGGUAACAGAAGCCGACAGCUAAAGAGGACUAAGGAUCCACAACAGAAGGAACGUAGUAGCUCAAUGUCUCGAUUACUUGACGGAGCAUCUCCGACCAAUCCAGCCUGCGACCUGAGCCGCACGAGAUCGUUCCGCGUUGAACCAAAGAACCAGAGAAUAUUUAGAGCUAGCGAUUUAGUCAAAGGAGAGCUGCUUGGGCAAGGAUCUUUUGGUCAAGUGUAUAAAGUAACGCAUCGAGAUACAAAUGAAGUCAUGGUUCUGAAGGAACUUUAUAGAGUCGAUGAGGAAGCGCAAAAGAACUUUCUGAAAGAAGUCGCCGUGCUACGUUCUCUCCAUCACAACAACGUGCUACGAUUCAUCGGUGUGCUGUACAAGGAUAAAAAACUUCACCUUGUCACAGAAUUCAUAUCUGGUGGUACACUUCGAGGUUUGCUUCACGAUACUAGCGAGACUUUACCUUGGGAGCAACGUACUUCUUUCGCCAAGGAUAUUGCUGCUGGCAUGGCGUACUUACAUUCCAUGAACAUCAUUCAUCGCGAUCUCAACUCCCAUAACUGUCUCGUGCGCGAGGAUAAAACUGUCGUUGUCGCUGAUUUUGGAUUGGCUAGAAUUAUGCAAAACGGAAAUGCUCCUGACAAAAACAGUCCUGCAGGGAAAUAUACAAGACGCUCCGACGGCGAAGUUCGAACAUCGCGUAAAGAACGCAAGAAACGUUACACGGUAGUCGGCAAUCCUUACUGGAUGGCGCCGGAAAUGAUGAAAGGCAAUAAGUACGACGAGAAAGUCGAUAUAUUCAGUUUUGGCAUCGUCAUCUGUGAAAUAAUUGGACGAGUACAAGCUGAUCCCGACUACUUGCCACGAUCCUCGGACUUUGGUCUCAACAAGCGAGCUUUCAAGGACAAAUUCUGUGCCAAUUGUCCCGAGUGUUUUUACACCAUUGCAUUUCUUUGCUGUGAUUUGAAUCCUGACAAGAGGCCAUCGUUCGAAGUGAUGGAAGUUUGGCUUGAUGGCCUAGCGGUGCACUUGUCCGUUGACGCGCCAUUGCCUCCAGAUCUUGAGAAUGAUAUUAAAAAUUAUGCAGGUCUAAAUCCAAGCAGUGAAUCCAGUACACCGGACAUGUUAAGUCCACAACUGAAUACUAUUACCGAGGGACAGGUACAUCGAGAAAAGAGACGUGGCUGUGAUGAUAGUACGUUAGAGUCGGACUUUUACCUACAGAGUAGCGAAUGCAAAGAAAACGUGCAAGUUCCCGCAAAAAAUAUUAAACAAGGUAAUAGUUCACCUGCGGAAAGGGAAAAACGAUACUCGAGACAAAAUAGCAAGUCUAAAGAAUCAUCAAAUGAUGGAGCAAGUGGCAAAUCGAGCUGGCAUUCUUACUCAAGACAGAGCAGUAAAAGCAGUACAUGCAGCGAAGAUGCUUCGACAACGGAUCGUAGGCUUGGCAUCAAUUCCUCCAGAACUAAUUUAUGUUCAUCAGAAAAAUUCCCUAGCAUCGAAAAAAUCAAGUUCAUCGGGCAAGUCGAUCUUCCCAGCAUAGUUCCUACUUCUCCUUCGAAUCUUAACUAUAACGAAUCCAAGCGAUCCUCUUAUAGAGUCAACCGUCGAAAGUCCGAUGAAUCGUUGACUUCUGAGAGCAGUAAAAUCGAAAAUCCAAAAUUUAAACCUCUCAACACUACUGGUAACAUUGUUGGGAUGUACCUACGACAGAUUGGUAAAUCCAUAGUGGCACCCGUUGAAAAAGAAAAUACUUCAUCUUAUUUGCAAAGCAAUAAAAAUUCAUGCAGUACUACUACCGAGGCCGAGUCCAAGUGUAAAGCCCCCAAUUCAACUACACCCCUCAGACGGUCCAAAAUAUCACCUACGAAAGAAUCACCGUCCAGAAAUGCUUUCACCUGCGACGCGAACGAAGCCAAUAUAGGUGACGAAUCACCGAAGCGAAAGCAGAAGUCGAAAAUUAAAGAGUUGCCGGCGACUAGGAGAAGCAGCAAUAAACGUAGAAAUAGGAGACGAGAAAAAUCAGAUCUCGGUUACGUUGAGAGUUUUUCUUUUGAAGAUUCGAAAGAUACUGACAAUAAUGUGGAAAGCAGAGUCGAGAGUAACGUACUUGAAGGGACGUCGGCUUCUCUGGACUUUUAUGAUGAUUAUUGCAAAAUGGAAGAUGUGAAAAGACAGGAUAGCUUUGGAACUGAUAGCGCGGUUGGUACAAUGAAAAGUGACUUUUUUGCCGACAUUGAUCUCGCUAAGAUCAGAGAUGGUUCUGUGCCUAUAUUGCAGGAUUUAUGUUGUACUACUGAUAGCCCUAAUCAUACGGCUUCUCCUUUCGAGAGUACGGCUCUUUAAACCGUUUGCAACCAGUCAAAACUUACAAUGGACAUUAAGUUUUUAUUUUUCUCUCUGUCAUGUUGAGAUGUGUUUUGAAAACUAUUAGAUCUGUAAUCGUAGUGGAGAGAUUUACUAUGUUUCAACUUCAAAUAGUGCUAUGAAAUAGUACUUUAUACAGAGGUCGCUAAAGAUUUUCGAUUUUCGUUCACUUGUAAAAUAUUUGUUUCGUUUCUUUCAAACCAUUUCUACGCUUUUUCUAUUUUAUACGUUGUCACGUGCAUUUCUUUGUGUAACGUGUAUUACAAUUCGAUAAGACUGAAAUGGAUUAAAUGAAUGGCGAAUUUCAUUUUGUAUUUAUUCCAGUAAAAAAAUGGGUCUACGAAAAAGUACAAAUAAAGUAGUUAUGGAAUUAGCACGUAUAUUUUUAAAUGGUACUAUUUGCACUUCAGCGAAUUCUACAAAAUAUGAAUUGAUAAUUAUACGAACUAAAAGCACUUUCAAAACGCAUCUUUACGUACAGAAACAUCCAGCCCAAUUAUUUUAACAGACUUGAAAAUACAAUUUUUUUUUGUAAUGAUACACAAAGUAGAUACAACAAAACUUUCGUUGUGAGAUGUAAAUGCUAUACUUUCCUAGAUAUUUUUCUUUUUCUUAUGCCUUUUUAGUGAUAGAAACUACGAGAAGACUUCGAAUUAAACUAGAAACUGGUCUCAAUUAAUUCAUAACAAAAAUAACUGUAGUAUUUGCUAAAACUGAUCUAAAUUCCUUUUAAUCUGCUAAGUUACUUAUGUCGUAAGUUAAUUGUAUAGCUCGUUGUUGUUACGCAAUUUUGUUUUUUUAUAUAACAUUUUUACUGGCAAACGUGCUACGCAAAGUGCGUUUUUCUAAUCAGUAUUAAAGCGAAUUUCGCUUAUUAAAUAAUAUUUAAAAAAAUAUAAUCUUGCAAAUGCGGUUUUCUACGAAUCGCUUCCGAUAAAUAUUAUUUAUGAAUGUACCAAUACAUUCCUUACAUGGACAUGAGCACCUUUAGCACGUUUUAAAAAUUCAAAUUACGAACGUUUUUUCACUCGUUUUAAACUUUUAAUGAAAAUAACUAAAAUAAAUAUGUAAGACUUUUAAGACAAAUUAAUUCACUGUCAUUAAUUAUAGAAAACACUAAUUUGAAGGUGUUCAUAUCUGUUUCUAUUUAUAUUGUAAACGCUUUUAUUUGCGUACAUUAAAUAAAAGCAUUCCAUGUAUCUACUGAAUCGCUUGUUCUGAUUGCUUGCCAACUUGGUCGUAUAUUAGGCGUAGGAAGUAAAGCGAAAGAUUUGCUAAUUAAUAAAGUAUUGAAAAUGCUUACCUAGUAAGAAGAAAUUCACUCUUUCGUUCAGAUGUACCAGGAUAUUCGAAUUUCUUCUUGCUAGCGAUCGCGAAAAAGUAUCGUAAAAAGAAAAAAGCUUAUAGGAAAGUAACGUUUAGAUAUGUUGCGUAUUCUUCCUUUAUUUUGUUCUGAAAGCAUAGCUUUGUAUGGCAGGGACUAGACUUGGCAGAUGGUCAUAAAAUAUCAUAUGGAAAAUCUCAACGAUUCCAAAUAUUUUUUAUGAAUUUUGAAGAUAUAAUAUGCAAUAAUAGCAUACGAUGAAUAAUAAACUACAGGUUUAAUAUUUUAAGGACAUGUCAGUCAAAACUGACAAACAUAGUAUAUAAUAAUUAAUAAAAAAUGUUGCCAAUUGAAUUAUGCAAAAUUUUCAUAAAAUACUAAAGCACUGAUUUUAAAGCUCGCAAAUUUCAAACGAGUUUUCGAUUAUAGCACAGCGUUAGUCUCUUUAGCAAUAAAUCAUACUAUCUCAGAAGAGAUCGGAUAAAUGUUAUUAACGAAUAUAUUUAAUAACGUCAGUUUCGAGUUGAAAGUAAAAAGUAUGUUUUAUAAAAAAGCCUCGUCUACUCCCUGCCAAGAUAGACUGUUUGAUGGGACCGAUAUAUUAUACGCACCGAAUUACCAUACUUCGCCCCCGAACAUUAGUGCGUUGUAUCGUCAUUUUCAUCUUCAACGCGACAUACAAUGUCGCAUUCAAGGUGAAAACUGAAUAAGAUCGAAUUGUACAGAGUGCUUAGAUAUGUAAAUAGUUUUGUAAAUAUACGUAUUCCUGGAGAUUUUAUUAACGUAUAUAACACUUCAUUUGAAUUCCGCCAAAAUAUUUGUUCGAAUCCUGCAGAUAGGGUUUUUGUUAAGUAAUCGAUUUAGAACUAUCAUUUGAAAUUAUUUAUUAUGCAAAGAAUAACGCUUGUUUAGCAAUUAUAGAAAAUAAAAAAAACAUUGGUUAUUUUUAUAAAAAAAAUAUGAAAAAGAUUGGUAAAAAACAUUACAAGUUCAUUCUUGAAAUUGAUUCUAUAAUCAACAUCGAAUGCUUUGAAAAUAAAAUGUUUCUAUUGCAUCAUCGAAUUUUAUAAAUAAUUUUAUAAGUGCAGUAGUGCCUAGAUAAUUUAUAUACUUUGUGACUAAACUUGGUUGCCACUUAGGUGCAUACAAUCGAUAUGAAUGUAAUCACAGAGGUUGUAGAUACCACAUCUAAUUUCGGCCCUUUUCACUCAAAUCAUGUUAUCAUUUUUAUUGAAAAAAGUCUAGUAUUGAUAUUAUAUAAGCUGUUACAAGUUGUACGUUACACUUCCUUUUUACAGUAUUUAUUAUAAGCAGGAUGAAAAUGGG
Molecule: messenger RNA, 6494 nt
Organism: Phymastichus coffea
Lineage: Eukaryota; Metazoa; Arthropoda; Insecta; Hymenoptera; Eulophidae
Gene: LIMK1
Product: LIM domain kinase 1
Exons: 10
Coding region: 488-3823 (1111 amino acids)
Biological process (GO): protein phosphorylation; actin cytoskeleton organization
Cellular component (GO): cytoplasm; nucleus
Molecular function (GO): ATP binding; protein serine/threonine kinase activity; protein binding
Source: RefSeq, a predicted model, not a curated record